GACGAAUAUUAUUUAUAAGAGGAGGUAACUCUGAACAAUAACUGACGUUCAGGAACUGAUUAAUAAUAAACACUCCUUUAAAUCAAGAUUUAAAGCAGGUUAAAAAAACGCAAUGACUUCAUACAUGGAUCCAGAUAAUGACCCAUCUCUUCAUCGUUUGGAGGGAUCGUCAGGGGACCAGCCUGGAGGACUUGUCAUCAUGAAGAAGGGACCUUCAGCAGAGUCAGACAAACACUCCUUCAAAAAGCCAUCUUUGCUUGGCCUAGAUAAACUAGCAGCAGCUAAAAGACAUUCAGACAUUGUGGAAGAAAGUGUAAAGAAGAGGUCCAAAGUAACGUCUUACAGGGAUGAUUUUGAUGAGGACAGUAGUAGUAGUGAUUCCGACAGUGAGGAGGAAGAUAGAGAUAGAAAAUCAAAGAAAGAUAAUAAGAAAGACAGGCACUACCGACAAGCUCGAGUGGAGACACCAUCACAUCCUGGUGGUGUGAGUAAUGCUGUACGGGACAGACAACACGAUCGUUAUAAUAGAGACAAGGACAAGGGAGUGUAUGCUUCAUCAAAACAUCGUGAAAAGGAUCGGAGAAAGGAUAGAAAGGAUCGAGAUAGAGAUAGGCGACACGAUAGAGACAGAGACAGAGAUAGACGAAAACAUCGAGAUAGAGAUGGCGACUAUCGUAGUGAAAGGGGUUCACAACAUAGAGAUGGCUACUCUGACAGACGGUAUUCUGAAAGAAGUUCCCGUAGUUCCAGAGACUGGAGUGACACUCCACGCUCGAGAAAUGAGCCUGCCACACCCAAUAUCAGACCAAAAGAUACGCCAUCAAGAUCAGCCUGGGAUGAUGAUGAAGAUUUCACACCUCCUAAACGCUCGAGCUGGGAUAUGCUCACACCCAGUGUACAUGAAGACAGGGAGAAUGAUCUAGAUACGCCAUCUGAUUAUAGACGUUCAAAAAGUUCAAGAUCAAAGAAAUCCAGUAAGGAGACACCCUUGCCAACACCGUCCUAUAAAUACAAUGAAUGGAUGGAUGAUAAAAAACGAAUAAAAUAUACUCCAAAGGACUCCAGUAGACAAGAAAAAGAAGAUUUAGAGUUUGAAGAUGAUGAUGAGCGAGAGAACUGGGAGGCAGAACAGAAACGACUCGAUCGGGAAUGGUACGGUCUUGAUGAGGGCUAUGAUGAUCAGCAUAAUCCAUUCUCUGGUAUGUCAGAAACAUAUACAAAGAAAAAAGAAGAAGAAAUUGAAAAGCGGAAGAAAAAUCGAAUGUCUGCUAGGCAGAGGCAGAUAAACAAGGAUAUUGAGAAGUGGGAGACAAACAGAAUGUUACGCAGUGGUGUUGUGGAGAAGUUGAAUUACGAUGAAGACUUCGAGGAAGAAAAUGAAGCGAGAGUCCAUCUUCUUGUACAUAACAUCGUGCCACCAUUCCUGGAUGGGAGAAUUGUGUUCACAAAACAGCCAGAACCUGUUAUCCCUAUAAAGGAUCCUACAUCAGACAUGGCUGUGGUGUCUAAGAAAGGCUGUGCUGUAGUAAGAGUUCACAGAGAACAAAAGGAGAGAAGAAAAGCUCAGAAAAAAGAAUGGGAGUUAGCGGGUACCAGGAUAGGCGAAAUCAUGGGGGUCAAGAAAAAGGAGGAGGAGGAUGAACGUGAAGAGAGAGACUAUAAAGAAGAUUACAAGUUUGCCGACCUGUUACAAGACAAGACCGAAGCUGUCAGUGAUUUUGCUAAGAGAAGGACUUUGUCUCAACAAAGACAGUAUCUCCCUAUAUUUGCUGUCAGAAAUGAGUUAUUAAAUAUUAUACGAGAUAACAAUGUUGUGAUAAUUGUGGGUGAAACAGGGUCUGGGAAAACAACGCAGCUCACACAGUAUUUACAUGAAGACGGGUAUACAAAGUAUGGAAUGGUCGGCUGUACACAACCUCGUAGAGUGGCAGCCAUGUCGGUUGCUAAGCGUGUAUCAGAGGAGAUGGGAGUUAAGCUCGGAGAUGAGGUUGGCUAUGCAAUGCGAUUUGAAGAUUGUACAAGUGAGAACACGGUGAUAAAGUAUAUGACAGAUGGUAUAUUGUUACGAGAAUCUCUCAGGGAGUCUGAUCUCGACCACUACAGUGCAAUAGUAAUGGACGAAGCCCACGAACGUUCUCUUAGCACGGAUGUACUCUUUGGAUUGUUAAGAGAUGUUGUUGCUAGGAGACAGGAUCUGAAACUGAUUGUAACCUCGGCAACUAUGGAUGCUGGGAAGUUUGCUCAGUUUUUUGGCAAUGUGCCAACAUAUACAAUUCCUGGUAGAACAUUUCCUGUUGAUGUCUUAUAUGCUAAAAAUCCAGUGGAAGAUUACGUGGAUGCUGCUGUGAAACAGGCACUACAGAUCCAUCUGAUGGGGCUAGAAGGAGAUAUUUUAGUAUUUAUGCCAGGUCAAGAAGAUAUUGAGGUAACCUGUGAAUUAUUAGCAGAGAGACUAGACGAAUUAGAUGAAGCCCCGCCCCUGGCAAUUCUCCCGAUUUAUUCUCAGCUACCCAGUGACCUUCAGGCUAAAAUCUUCCAGAAAGCUCCAGAUGGAAUAAGAAAAUGUAUUGUUGCCACGAAUAUUGCAGAAACUUCACUCACAGUUGACGGUAUAAUGUUUGUGGUGGAUUCUGGGUACUGUAAACUAAAGGUGUUCAAUCCUAAAGUUGGUAUGGAUGCUCUACAAGUAUUUCCCAUUAGUCAGGCCAAUGCCAAUCAGAGGUCAGGCAGAGCAGGUAGAACAGGUCCUGGCCAAGCUUAUAGAUUAUACACAGCUCGACAAUACAAGGAUGAACUUCUCACAAUGACCGUGCCAGAGAUACAGCGUACAAAUCUCGCUAACGUUGUACUUCUCUUGAAGUCUUUGGGAGUUCAGGACUUGCUGCAAUUUCAUUUCAUGGAUCCUCCACCUCAGGAUAACAUUUUGAACUCCAUGUACCAACUGUGGAUCUUAGGGGCCCUGGAUAAUACAGGAGCUCUUACCCCCAUGGGGAGAAACAUGGUAGAAUUCCCACUAGAUCCUGCACUCUCCAAAAUGUUGAUAAAGUCACUGGAAAUGGAAUGCAGUGCUGAAAUUCUGAUAAUUGUAUCCAUGUUGUCUGUGCCGGCGAUAUUUUAUCGACCAAAGGGGAGAGAGGAGGAAUCUGAUGCAGCAAGGGAGAAGUUCCAGGUUCCAGAGAGUGAUCACCUUACUUACCUCAAUGUGUACCUACAGUGGAAAAGAAAUGGGUACUCAAGUUCCUGGGCAAACACUCAUUUCAUUCAUAUCAAGGCAAUGAGAAAGGUGCGAGAAGUUAGACAGCAGUUAAAAGAAAUAAUGGAUCAGCAGAAAAUGGAGUUGAUAUCGUGUGGGAAUGAGUGGGAUAUAGUCCGAAAAUGUAUCUGCUCCGCAUACUUCCAGCAAGCAGCCAGACUUAAGGGUCUGGGUGAAUAUGUGAACACUCGUACUGGAAUGCCAUGUCACCUUCAUCCAACAAGUGCUUUAUUUGGUAUGGGAUAUACUCCAGACUACAUUGUGUAUCAUGAACUGGUGAUGACGUCCAAAGAAUAUAUGCAAUGUGUUACAGCAGUGGAUGGGCACUGGUUAGCUGACCUUGGACCAAUGUUCUACAGUGUUAAAGAUUCUACUAAAACUAGACAGGAGAGAAAACAACAAACGAUUGAGGAGAUGGGCCAGAUGGAGGAUGAGAUGAGGAGGGCAGAGGAUCUCAUCAAAAUGAGGAAAGAACAUGCUGAGAGAAAGGCAUUGGGAUCUAAAAGGACUCAGAUUGUGACCCCAGGGAGAAGGGAACCUGGAACUCCAGCAUCAACACCUAGAAGAACACCAAAGUUUGGGAUAUGAUCCCAGAUUGUGAUGAAUGACUUGUGGUUUUAAACUGAUGUCAAGAUGGAAUGUAAUUCCAAAUUGAGUACAUGGGAUGUGAUUCCAAAAUGAAGAAGAGCGAUAAGAUUUGGAAUCACAUGACUGGAAAGUGAUCCCAAACUGUCGAUGGCAUGAAAUGUUACAAAUUAUACAACAAAGAAUGUUAUUUCAGUUUUUAUGCGACAGGAUAUGAUCUCCAAUUUGAACAAGUCUGAUUGUUUUAUGGGACAGAAGGUCUUCAAUUUGAACAAGUCUGAAUGUAAUUUCAUUAUUCAGACAGGAUAUGAUCUUAAAGUGAAAAGAAGAAUGACAUGACAUCAAAUGGGUGAAAAUGGUUUACAGUUUCAAAAUGAUGAGAUGAAGCAAACGCCUUACUGUAGGAAACAGGAAUGUGAUUCAGAAUGCAGGAGGCAGGAUGUGAAACUGCUUUUAAAUUAAAUAACUGUGAUAGUCUGAAUUUAAGAUGAUGACUUGAACAUGUUUCAUUUUCUCAUUCAUAUGUGUUGGGCACUGGUUUAAUUUGUUGGUUAACCAUACCUCAUUGUUUAAUUUUAUUGCUUCGGCCAAAACUGCUUUUUCAUGGGGAUAUGAAUUGGUGGAUUUUGACCUUUGAAAAAUGAAUGGGAAUUUUAGUGCUACAUUUGGAUUCCAUUUUGUGCAUCUGUUCAACUGUGAAACCCAUGAAAAUUGGUCCCCCACGGAAAUUAAUGAUUUCAUGGUAUAUCUGUGUCUAUAUAUUGUUACCCCCUAUGGAAAUACGCUCAAAGGGGCAACUCAGGAUAUUUAUCGUAGUGAUGACUUUUAUAAAGGCUUGAAACACGGUUAUAUUAUAAGGAGGGAUUUGAUUACUGUCGAUGAGAUUUCAGCUAAUAUGGGUAGAAACCAUCUGAAUUAUGGGUAGAUAUGAAUAGCAUUUAAAGAUUUUGGGAUUUGUCACUUCAGGAGAUGUUGAUGAAUAUUUAUGAAAUGAAUCUUCUAUUUAAAAGCACUGUCAGUUGGGUUAUACUGUGAAAAAAUGACAGUAGAUCUAAUCGGACACUGUGCAAGAAGUAUUUUAGCAGUAUCAGAUAUUUAUGUCACUGAAGAUGUGUAAAACUGAACUACGCAUAGUAAAUCUAUAUAAAUAGGUGUAAUUUAGUUAAUUAUUAUACCUCCAGAUACAAAGUAUAUAGUGGCUAUACUGGAGUCACUUGUGUCUGUAACUCAUGUCAGCUCAAUACCUUCUAAACCUCUGUGAAGAUUUUCAAAAAACUAGAAUCUAUUGUUAACCUUAUUUAAAAUGACAUGCAAGCUAUAGCCUGAGGUUAAAGAUCAAAUUGCCUAAUUAUGCUUGCUUCAUAUUUUCUUAACUACUGGAUGAGUUUUCGUAAAAAUUAGCAUCAAUAGGAGAGAUCGUGUUUAUAUACAAAUCCAUUGUAUUUUCUAUUUUUAGAACUGAUAUGACAGUGAUCGGGUGGACUGACGUCGAAAGUCCAUGUUUUUUGUAAACAGUGAUAUUUUUCUAACGGCCUAAACUUUCUUAAAACACAAAUUAUAUCAUAAUUUUUUGAUCAAUUGAAAGGUUAUAAAACAAGCAAUAUAUUAAUUACUUUUGAUUCUUAUUUCGAAAUAAAAUGGAUUAAUUACAAACGCUUAACUUACAGUGUAUUUCUAAGUUUUGAACAUCACUACGCCGCUAUUAAAAUUAUAGGUCAUUUAAAAUGGUUAUUCAUUUUAAAAAGAUAUUUGAAUAUGAAAAUUUUAAGUAUUUCAAAACUUUUUGAAUUUUUAAAAUCCAUAAAUGAGCGAAAAUGUUGUAAAAAUUUAAAAAUUUCGAUCCCAUACACAAACGAUGUAAAAACAUUUGUUUUGCCCACCACCAGAUAAACAGAUGUUAAUCCAUGACGUCACGGCAGUCACUCCUAUGUUAACCUCAUCAAGACAACAAGCAGAGUGCACAAUCCAGAAAAUUAGGUUCAAGGUCUAGGUCAUGCUUAUUGAUCACAUGACAUGAUCACAACCUUUUACUUUCUCUGAAUGAAAGCAGUUUUUUGAAAUAUUAACUGCCUUAAGUGAUAGCUCUAGUUUUUGUUUGAAGAAAUUCAGGUUUAAAACUUGUCUAAUAGACUGAUAUUUUUUGCAGUACAACUACAUGACGAACAUUUCAUUUGAACAACUUGUAGUGCCUUUUAUUACUGAACAAAAUUUUUCAUUCUUUGAGAAAAAUCUUCUGUAAGUAAAGAUAGUUUAUAUAUUUUUUUUUCUGUACAAUUUUCUGUAAAAUGACUCAUUAUGUAACAGGUUUACUGAUGUUAAGUGAAAUAUUAAAACGUAGAUCAUAAAAAUGCACAUCAGUUUGGUAAUCAGAUUCUAAUUACUAACAGUAAAAUAUUGUUAAGUGUUAAAGGUGUAUUGGGUUGAAAGGUCAUAAAAGUACAUGGUAUAAAAUGGAUUUGUAGAUAUUGAAACAAAUAAGUUUCCAGACAAAAUAUUUUUAUUAUACAUGUAUAUGAUUUAAUCUUAGGUACUUUCAACUGCUGGUCAGUUAUUAUUUACAGCUCACACCAUUGUAUAUACUGUCAUUAUUAUAAUACUUGGUAUUGUUUCUGAAGGCAGUAAAUGCUGAGAGUCAGUCUUCUAUCUUACAGCCAAUCAAGACAGCUUAAUAGCUUAACCCUUAUCCUGCUAAAUUUCUAUAUUGAACUUGUCCAUCUUUCAAUUUGGACAGUACUAUUAACUAGUAAAAGGGGUGUUUACCAAAAAGAUACUGACUGAAUAGCGAUCAGUGCAGAUCAUGAUCAGACUGCACUGAUGUGCAUGCUGAUUAUGAUCUACACUGGUCACAAAGACAGAAACAAUCGUGUCCAGCAUGAUAAGGGUUAACCUUGUUUCAGUUUAACUCAGUCAUAUUGAUAAUUACAGUAUGUAAAAUAUUUUUAGCUAAAUAAAUGAUUUCUCUCCACACA
Molecule: messenger RNA, 6807 nt
Organism: Mercenaria mercenaria
Lineage: Eukaryota; Metazoa; Mollusca; Bivalvia; Venerida; Veneridae
Product: pre-mRNA-splicing factor ATP-dependent RNA helicase PRP16-like
Exons: 26
Coding region: 113-3841 (1242 amino acids)
Biological process (GO): mRNA splicing, via spliceosome
Cellular component (GO): spliceosomal complex; intracellular anatomical structure
Molecular function (GO): RNA binding; ATP binding
Source: RefSeq, a predicted model, not a curated record